Molecule: messenger RNA, 836 nt
Organism: Prunus mume (Japanese apricot)
Lineage: Eukaryota; Viridiplantae; Streptophyta; Magnoliopsida; Rosales; Rosaceae
Source: RefSeq, a predicted model, not a curated record
AUGUUGUCAUCUUUCUCUUUACUAUACUCCAACCAAACAAAUGAAUCAAACCAUUUCACAAGAAAACGUCGAUUACUCUCCCCCAUAAGUGUUGCCGAACACUAUGAACAAGUGAUCGGAACCGAUGUGAGUGAAUCCCAGCUGCAGCAUGCAAUACCGCAUCCUCGGGUUCGAUAUGCCCACACGGCAUUGAACAUUACAGACGAGGAAGUAAUAGCCUUGUUAGGUGGUGAAGAUUCAGUUGACUUGGUGACUGUGGCUACAGCUGUACACUGGUUCGACCUACCAAAGUUUUACAAUCUUGUUUCACGUCUUUUGAAAAAGCCAGGAGGUGUAUUGGCUGUUUGGACUUACUGUGGCAUUGAAGUAAGUCCAACAUUUGAUCCUGUUAUGAAGCGAUUUCAUGACACAGCACUUCCCUUUUCGGACAAUAGAGCUCAGUAUGCGUUUGAUGGCUAUAAGACACUUCCAUUUCCUUUUCAAAGUGUUGCGGGUUUCGGAUGCGAAGGGAACCCGUUGCCACUGGCCAUUCCGGCAAAGCUGUCAUUUGAAGGGUUUUUGAAGUUUCUGAGGUCAUGGUCUGCAGUCACUACAGCCAAGGACCAAGGUGUGGAUUUGUUACCUGAAAAGGUGGUUAAAGAGUUUGAAGCUGCUUGGGGUGAUUCUAAAUUGGUCAAGUCUGUCAGCUACAAGGCUUUUAUGCUUGCUGGAAAAGUUAAGCUGUGAAGCCUGUGGUAUUAUUAUUAUGCAUAUUGAAUUUGAAACAGAGAGUAGGAAAGUGGGGAUUGAAGAGGGUGCGUAGGAGUUGCUUAAAUAAAGCUUGUAGUUUGAUAUUC